This is a messenger RNA of Acanthoscelides obtectus, 6901 nucleotides long. Lineage: Eukaryota; Metazoa; Arthropoda; Insecta; Coleoptera; Chrysomelidae. The record is from the annotation of a GenBank genome assembly.
GUCUAAUGAAUUUAUUUAUGUAUAAGAGAGUAUUAUGCUAUAACGAAUUAUGUAUACAGGUUGGUGUAUUAAUAAAACAAGUUAAAAAAGAAAUACAACACAAUAUUAAUUUGUCUAUAUACUUUUGUCCACUACUGUAUGUUGUAUAUAUUUUUUCCAGAUUCUCCUUGCACAGAACUACUGACUGCAGCAUCUUCAGCUUUAUGCAAUUUGCUUCUAGAAUUCUCUCCUGCCAAAGAGCCUAUGUUACAGCAAGGUGUUGUACAGUUACUGGCUAACUUAGCAUCAAGAUCGGAGCCUGAUCUUCGGCUGAAUGGGGUAUGGGCAUUAAUGAACCUGGCAUUUAGGGCAGAGCAAAGGGUCAAAUCACAGAUAAUAACUGCACUAGGUACAGAUCAAGUAUUCAGGUUGCUGGCAGAUAGUGACACUAAGGUCCUCAUGAAGACUCUAGGUCUGUUACGCAACUUAGUAUCUCCUAGAGCCCACACAGAUACAAUGAUGGCUUUACAUGGCCCACAAGUGAUGCAAGGAGUGGUAUUAGUAUUAGAAGGAGCUCAUCCACCCGAUGUUAAGGAGCAGGCACUCUGUAUACUGGGAAAUAUAGCGGAUGGAGAAAGAGCAAGAGAGCAUAUCAUGUCCAAUGAAGAUGUUCUGAAGAAGCUCGUAGGAUACAUGACACAUCCCUCAGUUUGCUUACAGGAAUCAGCAGUUUUCUGUAUAAACAACCUUACUAGGAGAGGGGAGCCUGGUUCAAUUGACCGACAAGCAAAAUUAAAAGAGAUGGGAGUGGUCCAGAUUUUACAGCAACUGUUGAGUACGGCGGAUCCUGUAUUGUUUAACAGGGAGAUGAAUAGUGAUUCAAUUUCCAGAGUGAAGGCAGCCCUCACGCAGUUUGCUGACGUCUGAAGUGCUCUCGAAGAUUUCUAAUGUACCUUAAUCCAACUACCAUCCUACGUUUCUUUAUAACCGAUACAGUUUGCUGGAUUUUUAACAUUGUAACUUUGUAUGGUAACCAGUGUUGCCGAACCGAGAAAGACGUAGUCGGUAGUUAGUGUCAUUGGAAUUCGGUAGAUUCAAGGGCAAAAUUGGUAGGAUGAAAAAAUCAGGCCCAAUGCCGGAUCAAGGGGCUUUGUAUCAUUUAACACCGUGUAUGAAAAAAUGAGCAUAUUUUGUAUUGCGCGCGAACAUAUAACCACACAACACGGAUUUUUUAAGAGGAUUUUUUCCUGAAAAAAUAUCAACUCGUUUAUUAAGACUUGUACAAUAAAACUCAUUUGCAAUCAUCUUUGUUUGUUUGUUUGUUUCAGAUUUAUUUAGCAUUAAUGCUACAAUGUCCGUAAUAUCCAUACUACACGGUAUAUAAAUAUAUUAUGACUUCAUGACUACAUAUUUUUAUAUAAAAUUUCACUAUGAAUUCUGGUUUCCCAUGAGAUAUUUUAUCAAUUUCCCUUUGAAGAUUUUCAAACUGGCACACAUCUUGAUAUCAUUACUCAAUUUAUUAAAUUCGUACAAUCCCUUUUGAAAUACUGACUUGCUCGUUAUAUUGCUACUGCAGUUUUGUAAAUGAAAGUCUAUACUUCCUCUAGUAGAAUAAUUGUGGCACUCAUUGUUCAAUACAAUAAAAUUUUCUAAGUGAUUUAGUAGAUGAUUUUUAACUUGAAUAUUAUAAUGAAAACCAAGUAGACUAUGACAUUUUUGAUAAUUAACCAUUGUAGUUCUUUCAGCAUAGAAUUUAUUCUAGUAUAUUUAUUUAAGAUGAUUCUCGUAGCUUUAUUUUGUAAUAUUUGUAAUUUUGAAAAUACAGUUUCAUUUGCAGUGUACAAAAUAGUCGAACAAUAUAACAAAUGAGGAAGAAUGAUAGUGUUGCACACAAUUUUUUUAGAAUAAACGGUUAGUCUAUGCGAAAUUCUAUAAAAGUAACUUAUUUUCUUGGAUAUUUUUGAAAUAAUAUAUUCAUAGUGCCCUUCAAAUUUUAAUUUACUGUCUACGUAUAUGCGCAAAUAUUUAAAUGAUUCGAUUGACACAAUUUUUUCAUGAUUGAUUGUAAGAUUUAUCGUAUUUUGAUCAAAAGAUUUUUCUAUUAGCAUAUAUUUUGUUUUCUUUGUGUUUAGUUUAAGUUUAUUUACAUUUAACCAAUUUAUUACGUUUGUCAUAUCAUUAUUUAACAGCUCUAUUGAAGUUUCAAUGUCUUUAUUUUAUAUAGGUAUAUUAAUGUAUCAUCAGCAGUUGCAUUUUGCAGUGUUGUAAAAUAUCAGGAAUAUCGUUAAUAUAUAAAAUAAAUAGUAAUGGACCUUUUGCUACCCUGCGGCACACCUACCGAAAUGUUUUCAAUGUUUGAUAAUGUAUUGCCGAUUUUAGUUCUUUGACUUCUAUUGAUUACAUAAUGUUGUAAUAAGUUUAAUACUGAACCUUGAAAUCCAUAGCAAUGCAAUUUCAUUAACAAUUUCUCCCUGUCAAAUGCUCUCUUGAAAUCUAAGAAUAAUGUUACUGUAAACUUUUUUUCAUCCAUAUUUCGCCUCCAUUCUUCUACUACCAUUUGAAUUGCUGUUUCAGUAGAAUACUUUUUUCUGAAUCUUGCUUGAAAUUUUGUCAAUAUUUUAUUUUCUUCAAUAUAUUCAAUGUCUUGUUCAUAUAUGAUUCCUUCUAAGAGCUUCUCGACAUUUGGCAGUACAUUAAUUGGCCGCAUGUUUGUAUAUAACUCAGAAUUCUGCACUUUUGGAACAGGAGUAAUUAUAAAACAUUUUAACUUUGAAGGAAAUUCGCCAUACACUAAACAGUGAUUCACUAACAAUAAUAACUUAUCUCCAAUAAUGUUGAAACAUUCAUUCAUAACCAUUUUUGAAAGAUGUUCAUUAGGAUUUCUAUUCGAUUUAAAUCUUGUAAUAGCUUUUGAAAGAUGGCUUAUAUUUAUUGUUUGGAAUUGUCUUGGACACACCUUUUUCUAUUCUUGUUUAUAAGAUGUGAAUAUUUUUCGGUUUUAUUCCUGAAGUUGAAACCUUAUCAUCUAGCAUUUUAAUUUAAUAUUUGAUUAUUGAAAACAGAUGAGCUUUGCUUUCCUUAUUGCUUCUCCGGUAAUGAGGUAAUGACGCUUGAUGUAUCAGUCUGUACCUCUUGUACGCACAAAAACCAAUACAGGGAAUGCGGAUUAAAUGAUGUGCGUAUAUAAUUAUAGACAACCCAAAUCUUUGUCCUUCGUGUGCCCGACUGCUUAAGUGUAUAAGAUAGGUAUGGGACAUGAAACCACAUAGACUACGACUAAUAAUUCAUUUUUUCAGCAUUAUUUUUGGUUGUAUCUCUUUUUCGAAAAAAUGAAAAUAUCCGAAUUAUUUAAAAAAAAAUCGUUUUCAAUAUUUCUGUAAACAAGGUCUCAUUUCGGUAGAAAUACCGAAAAAUCGGUAGGUUCGGCAACACUGAUAGUAACUUAGUAUGUAUAUAUGAUUUAUAUAGUAUUGUCAUUCGGUGAGUUUACAUGGAUCUCCAAACCGGCUUAACUCAAAUCGAGUUAAACGAAUCUGUAUGAUUAAUAUCAGUUUAACAGCUAACCUCAAAGUAAUGUAUAGCCUAAGGUACGAUUCCACCAAAGUCGUCUUCAAGCUAUGGUGAAAGCAUACUUUUUAAGUGUUAAUCGGGCAAAAAAUUGCCUUUCAGAGUAAAAAGGUUAUACCCUAUGAUCAAAAAGUAUCGGGAAUUUAUGAAUAAAACAAAAACGGCUUAAUUUUCAAUCAAAUUUAGUUUAUCGUCUUCAAAAUAACAUCCACCUGAAGCAACACACAUGUACUAGCGUUUCAUCCACUGCUCCAUGCACCGCUGGUAGGCCGCCUAAGGUAUGGCCUUUAGCUUUCUCGUCGCGUUCUGCUUGAUGUCAUCUAUGGACUGAAAUAUCUUUCGCCGAAGUAGUAAUUUGAGUUUUGAGAAGAGAAAAAAGUCGCACGGGGAGAUAUCAGGUGAAUACGGUGCUUGUUCAAUGGCAUUUACUUGAGAUGUUUGGUCAAAUAAUCAAGCACAACUCUGGCCCGAUGCGACGGCGCGUUAUCAUCGUGCAAAAUCCACGAAUUAUCUUCCCACAAUUCUGGCCAUUUACGACAUAUAGUAUCCCUGAAAUGCUUCAGAAUGGACAAGUAAUAUUCUAUUCACUGUCUGGUCCGGUGGUAGAUACUCCUUGUUAAUCAAAGAAAAUAGUCAAUACAGCCUUCACUAUUGAGCGGCUUUCGCAUCACCAGUAAUUAGGCGUCUCAUGAAGGUCGGAUCAUUAUUCGCUUCAUAAAUAUUGACGCAAAAAUAUUGACACGAAUGUCAGUUCUGGUGGUACCAACAAAAAAAAUCAUAAAUCACCGGUUCUUCCAUGCGCAGUUUACUGAAAUUAAAAAUUCCGGGUACUUUUUGAUCAUGAAAUAGGUGUUACAAUUGCACCUCAUAUAGGAACGUUCUUUCAUGCGGGAAAAAGGAAUCAUCAUGGAUGUAAUUGUUAAUUAAUAAUUCCAGACGUAUUAAUCGAAAAGACUCUUGGCACGUGUAAAUUCGAACGAAAAUCAAAUAUUCAGGAAAAAAAACUAAAGGAGCUCACUAUUUUGACAGGAAACGUCCGUGUAUGGGCUGUGGAUGUCCAUAUUUACGCUGUAACCAUAGUCAAGACACAAAGCAUCAAUAAUUCAUGUUUUUCGUGUGAUCUAUGUGGCAAAAAUGGAAUAAAAAUCGAUAGCUUCAACCUUGUCAGUGUUGCUGAUUAUUGGUUUAUAAUAAUCUAUCGAUGCUUACCCAGAUUUUAUGAUCGCGCUUUUUGUUCAAAUUUACUUUUGCCCAGAUUUACGUGUUUUCAUCGUGGGGAUAUUUCUCAUUUGCAGUCUACCAAACAUGUUAUUCACAAAGUUUGUUGAAUAUUUUCUAAUGUGCAACAUGUUGUGGAAAAAUAAAUGAGUAUGCAACAUUAAUAAAACUUUGUUUUGUCAAUCAGCUCAUUAUAAAUAUAGCAGUUUCUGAAUAUCUUCAGGCAGUUUUUGGCAUUUCCACUUUUAGAAGCUUUAUUGAACUGAUAGAUAAGUUUACUUUAUUAAAUAACGUGGUUUUUAGCUAUAUUCUAAUUCAAAGGGUAAAACACCAAUUUUAUAAACAAUAAUUAAAUGGGAACAGUACUUAUGCAAUGUACAUUCGUAAUAUUAAAAAGUACGCCUGCCAACAAUCACGACCUUUUGCUAUCACAUUUACGCACAAAUUUCAACAGAGGUGUGGACACAUUAGAUUUUUGUGCUCAGUGUAUGCUGAUGGAUCUGUCCAAUAUCCUUGAGUGUAAUAUGUACACAUAUGAAAAGACUCCUUAGCCUGUUCCGGACAUCAUAAGGCUUUUAGUUUUUCAAAUCUACUCAUUUUUGCAAAAAAAUAGUCAAUUAGGGUCAACAUAUCAAUAGAAUAAAACUACUGAACAUCAUGAAAUUCUAGUUUCACAAAAAAGUUCCACAAGGUGAUUUACAAUUUUCAUGACGACCGAAUUUCUUCCUUGUACACAUACCGCUUACAAUCUACUGAUUAUUUACUAAAGAUACCAUUGAAGUGUUGUCAAAUGCACUAUUCAUUAAAUCACAAGACACCAACGGCCAUGUUUAGAGUUAGCCAAGCGCGCUGUAGACAGGCACAGAACGACAUAAACGCACGAAACAGCAUGGCAAUUGGAGCAAAUUGAUAAUUUUUAUGCUAGAGAAAAUACGAGAGUGAAAUCUCAGCCAACCAGACAAAUGUAGGAAGUAAAAUAUGAUUGGAUCUAGCUGCUAUCAUCAUAUUCCAACUAUUACCUAAGAUGCAUAUGUGACGGACACAAAUAUUUACACCAAUACCGAACACAGUUGGGGUUUCUAGCAGUUUUCUGGAAUUAUUAAAAAUAUAUUCAGAAUAUCAGUACCAUCGCAACAUGCGGUAACGCUGGAACGAAUAAAAACAGCGUUAUUUGAGAGUGGCGUAGAAUAGCACCUCCUCGUUCCACGACGAUUCAUGGGGGGCCAGUUAAGCCAUAGCUAACGAAGUGCUUGUAUAGCGCAUAGUACACGGUAUAACUGGGCACAGAGCAGCAUGAACGCAGGAAACAUCAACAACAAGAUUUAUUGGUGCUUUGUGGCUUACAAAUAAUGAUCAUAGCUUGAGAAAUUCACUUCACUUCCUGUACCAAGUAAAUAUACCCUAUUUCACGAGUAUCCAUCACGGUAGAAUGACAGCUGAUUAUCUAGUAAUAUCUCAAAAUUCCCCAUUUCGGCACAGGGCACAUAACUCUGACGAUCAGUCAUUUCAAUCCGUAUUUUGUUUUUUUUUUCGUCGCUAUAGAUUCAUUUUGUACUUGUUAACAGUUCUUUUAGUUAGAAAAGUUGAUUUGCAUACAAAAAACAAAACGCUAAAAACAAGUUUUACUAGAUUUACACCCUAUUAUUUAUUGCCAACGUCGCAGACUAACACAAAAAUGUCACUUCCUGUCAGCUGUUCACCUCAGUAGUCGUCAAUGCGUAAUGGAUACUCCUGAAAUAGGGUAUACGUAUACAGCUACAUAAAAUGCACCAAAUCAUUUUCUCUUCCUAUGACGUAUCUUUGUUAAAGAUCUACGAUGUAAACAUGGCCGCUGUUAUUCUAUGAUUAUGUGUAUAUUUGGUUUUGUUAAACCGAUUUGCAGUAAACCUGGUUAAGAAAAACGUGUAAACUCACUGUUCAAGAAAAACAUAUGGUGAUGUUUGAUCACCCCACAAAGCAACUAGAACCCAGAAAACUGGUUCAGUUUACCCUGUGAUGUAUAGACUGAGAGAUAAGCCGGUAUCUGUCUCUAUAAUAUUAUCUGAUAGUGUUAAAUCUCAUUUACAGAUUUUAAAACAUGUGUACAGUACGUUUUGUUUUAUGUUUGUUUAGGUUUUUAUUUGUAAUGAUUUAAAAC